This is a messenger RNA of Morone saxatilis (striped sea-bass), 3534 nucleotides long. RefSeq names its product low-density lipoprotein receptor-like. Bases 25 to 3534 code for a protein of 1169 amino acids. Gene Ontology annotation, molecular function: protein binding; calcium ion binding. The transcript is spliced from 20 exons. NCBI's taxonomy places the organism in Eukaryota, Metazoa, Chordata, Actinopteri, Moronidae. The record is from RefSeq and is a predicted model, not a curated record.
UGUCCCGAUGAGCUGAGGGCCGCUAUGGACUUACAGUUCAUUUGUUGGAUUCUUCUGGCAAGUCUGACCAUUUCCAGAGGAUGCCAUGAAGGCCAGUGGCAGUGUGAUGAUGGAAACUGCAUCCCUGAUGUCUGGAGAUGUGAUGGCGAUGGAGACUGUCUGGAUGGAUCUGAUGAAAUGGAUUGCACUGCACUCCCAGGCUCUCCUGAGUGUCCGCCGGGUCAGUUUCCUUGUUUGGACUCUGUCGGCUGUGUGGAUUCUUCGGCCCGCUGUGACGGACAAAUCCAGUGUCCCACCGGCUCUGAUGAGGAGAACUGUACAGCUACCCAGGACUGUUUGGAGUCUGACUGGACCUGUCGAAACCACAUCUGUAUCCCCAAAGAGCAGCGCUGCAACGGACUGAAUGACUGCCUGGACAACUCUGAUGAAGAGGACUGUGGUCUGUGUGGCGAGGAGGGCAUACGGUGUCCUGAAGGGACAUGUCUGUCUGCUGAACAGAGGUGUGACGGGCAGAUUGACUGCUCAGAUGGCAGUGAUGAGCCCAUAACAUGCGGUCGUAUUUGCUCUAUGAACAAUGGUGGCUGUAGCCAUGUGUGUGUCGAUGUAGCCUGGGGAGUUCUGUGUGCCUGUCCUGUUGGAUAUAAGCUCUCUCCCAAUGGAGCAGUCUGCGAAGAUUUGGAUGAAUGUGCCCCACCCUUUGCUCCCUGCCCACAUCACUGCGCUAACACCGUCGGAUCAUACUAUUGCCACUGCAGAGACGGAUUCAAACUCAAUGGAAGCUCCACAUGUCUAGCUACAGGUGAUGCUAUCAGAUUGCUAACGGUGCAGAGGAGAUCUAUCAGUCUGUUGAAUGUGAAGUCUCAACAGUUUGAAGUUAUCCAGACUCUAGUGUCUGACCCAGUGGCUUUGACUUUUGAUCUCACCCGGGGCUGGUACUACUGGGCUGACAACCAUGGCGGCAUUUACAGAAGUGAUGGAGAGCACAGCUCGACAAUCUAUACUGGAGAGCCUGGAAUCAAGGGUCUAGCCUGUGAUUGGCUAAAUGGAAACACAUACUGGACCAAUGAGAAGACGGAGUCAAUCUACAUGCAGGCAGCUGAUGGGAAAAGUUACACUACUCUGUUGAGCAAAGACAUCAGCCCAUCAGAGUUGGUGCUUAUAUCUGUUGAGAGCUUGAUGUUCUGGAUCAACACCGGCCAUGGCGACAGAGUGACAAUAGAGAAGUCAUGGAUGGAUGGGUCGGAAAGAAGCUCUCUGACUGCGCUCACUGCUCAGUCUGCUCACAGCCUCACUGCUGACGUGGCUGCCAGGAGGCUGUACUGGAUCAGCGCCUUCAAGAAGUCUAUAGAGACGGUGAAGGUGGACGGGACGGGCCGUUACUCCAUCACAGGACUGUUCAACAGGAGGCCAGCUCUCAGUCUGGCUGUAUUUGCAAGUUCCUUCUACUGGGUGGAUGACAAAGGACUGUGGCAGGUUCCACAGAACCAACCGGACCAGAAGACAUUUAUCUGGAAAGCGGCCCUGCCAGUAUUAGCAGUCUACCAUGAGCUACAGCAGCCUGAAGGUUCUUCUGCAUGUGGAAAGACUCAUUGUCACCUCUGCCAACUAACUAAAGGGAACCCUGUCGGAUUCGUCUGUGCUUGUCCAAACUCCAAAGUACUGUUGCUUGAUGGGACGUGUGAAUAUCCAAGGUUUAUAUACGCUACCUUUACCAACAUCAACAUGCUUGAGUUCAGAGGCAGAGAGUCCACUAAAAUCCAGCUGUUUGACACUGACGAUGGGAUCCUGUCGUUUGAUCUGGACUGGUAUAGAGACUGGCUGUACUGGACUAACCAAACUGGCCACAUCCAACGCACCAGUGUAACCCAGGUGAAGACUGAGGUGGUCACAACCCCUUUGCCAGUUUGUCUGAUAAAAGUAGACCAGAGGAGAGGGAGCCUAUUUUGGGUGUCAUGUGACCAACACAGCAUUGGCACUGCCGCAGCCGACAAUCGAUAUCCAAAGCAGCUGUACCAUACAACAAAGGAGAUUCGAGACCUGUAUCUGGACUGGCUGAGGGGUGGCAUCGUGUGGCUGGAGGAAGAGCAAAUCUUCACCAUGAGCAUGAUGGGAGGCAAAGCCAAAGAGCUGCUACACUUAGCAGGAGGAGUGAGGGGGAACAUCGCCUUCGACCUCAGGGCCAAUAGUUUGCUGUGGAACUCAAAAAGGGCAGGUUUGACAACAAUGAGUUUGCUGCAGGAAAGAAGCCACCGAGCAGGUAGAAGAUGGAACAUUUCAGGCUCAAUCGUAGCGGCCUUUGAGCCUUUCCUGUUGUCCCUUUCUGAUGAUGUCAUGACUUUGUGGGACCGGCGUGAUGGGAGCGCCAUCCAAGAGGUGUCUGUAAGGGGUCAUGUGUUGAGUGUAAACGUUGCACUCAGGGACAUCCGUACAGUGUCCAAUACUCCAGUCUGCAAUGAACCCUCUGUGCUGUGCCGACACACAUCGGUCUGCCUCUCACAAGCCCAGCUGUGUGACGGGAAAAAGGACUGCCCUGAUGGAGAUGAUGAGGAGUUUUGUGAAACCACAUGUCCAUCUAAAGAGGAUUUCAAGUGCAAGGACCGCAGGAGUUGUAUUUCCAGGAAUCUUGUUUGUGACGGUCGUUCUAAUUGCCGUGACAGCUCAGAUGAAGUUGACUGUCCGACUGUAGCCGCUCCUGCAGCUCGGGCAAAUAUCCUGAAGUGUCGCACAGGCUCAAUGCCAUGUAAAGACGGCACAGAGUGUGUUUUAUACAGCCACGUGUGUGAUGGGGAAGAAGACUGCCGGGAUGGAUCAGAUGAACUGGGAUGUGAUGCCACAGAACAGAAUCUAUCAAACGAAAUGCCACCUGCUACCAAAGCUCCUGCUCCGACUGUGCCAGCCUGCAGAAGCCCCUCUGUGCCCUGUCCCCAUUCCUCCACUCACCUCUGCAUUUCUCCAAGCCAGUUUUGCAAUGGGCGUAAAGACUGUCCUGAUGGCUUUGAUGAACAAAACUGUGUGAAAAGAUGUCCCUCAAGAGACGACUUCCGCUGCAAAGACCGUCGAAGCUGCGUCUCCAAGACACUGGUCUGUGACGGUCGCUCUCAUUGCCACGAUGGCUCAGAUGAGGUCAACUGUCUGAGCAUAGCUCUUCCUGCAGCUCGAACAGAUAUCCUGAAGUGUCGCAUGGGCUCCAGCAUGUGUCGAGACGGGACAGAAUGUGUCCUCCUCAGUCACGUUUGUGAUGGAGAGAGAGACUGCCGGGACGGAUCAGAUGAAGAAGGAUGUAAUGCAGCACAGAUUGACCCUACCACUGCUACAGAAAACUUAAAUGAAUCACCUUUAGGUGUCAAACCAUUUACUGAGCCUGCCACCAAGCCAUCCUGCACUAGCCCUUCAAUUCUGAUUUUCUCUGCAAAGACCGUCGGAACUGCAUCUCCAAGAGCCUGGUUUGUGACGGCCGCUCGCACUGUCAUGAUGGCUCCGAUGAGGUCAACUGUCCAAGCGCAACUCCACCUGCAGCUCGGGCAAAUGUUCUGA